Molecule: messenger RNA, 4942 nt
Organism: Athalia rosae (coleseed sawfly)
Lineage: Eukaryota; Metazoa; Arthropoda; Insecta; Hymenoptera; Athaliidae
Gene: eIF3a
Product: eukaryotic translation initiation factor 3 subunit A
Exons: 6
Coding region: 152-3670 (1172 amino acids)
Biological process (GO): translation reinitiation; formation of cytoplasmic translation initiation complex
Cellular component (GO): eukaryotic translation initiation factor 3 complex, eIF3e; multi-eIF complex; eukaryotic translation initiation factor 3 complex, eIF3m
Molecular function (GO): mRNA binding; translation initiation factor activity
Source: RefSeq, a predicted model, not a curated record
GGAUUUCUCUCUUUCACCGUGAACACGCGGCCUCGCGUCCGAAGUGAACGGUCCGCGGGUCAAAAUACUUGUAUUUCACCAGUUGUUGUUCACUUUUGAGUGUCUCGUGUUUUUUUAUAUGUAAAUCCAGUGCCUAUCGUUAGUUAACAGGAUGGCGCGAUACGGGCAAAGACCCGAAAAUGCUCUGAAAAGAGCGAACGAAUUCAUCGAAGUGGGAAAACCGGCACGAGCUUUAGAUACGCUGCAGGAAGUGUUCCGGAACAAAAAAUGGACUUACAGCUGGUCGGAGUCGGUGUUGGAGCCGAUCAUGUUCAAGUACUUGGACCUCUGCGUAGAACUGAAAAAGUCUCACAUUGCAAAGGAGGGUUUAUUUCAGUACAGAAAUAUGUUUCAAUCAGUAAAUGUCGGAAGUUUGGAAAAUGUAAUACGCGGUUACCUCAGAAUGGCAGAGGAAAAGACAGAAGCUGCUCGAAAGCAAAGUCAACAAGCAGUUAUAGAUAUAGAUGAUCUUGACAACUUGGCCACACCAGAGCGCAUACUUUUAUCUGCAGUAAGUGGAGAAGAUGCGCAGGACAGAAGUGACAGGACAAUUCUGACUCCCUGGGUUAAAUUCUUAUGGGAAUCCUACUGUCAGUGUUUGGAAUUGCUGAGAACCAAUGCUCAUGUUGAAACUCUGUAUCAUGACAUUGCCAGGAUGGCGUUCCAGUUCUGUCUAGAAUACAACCGCAAGACCGAGUUCCGUAAGUUAUGUGAAAAGCUGCGUAAACAUCUUGAAGAGAUCUGCAAACUUCCUCUAUUGGUUUCAAAUGUUUCUAUCAACAAAGCUGAGACACAGCAGCUCAAUUUAGAGACUCGACUGAACCAAUUAGAUUCUGCAAUUCAGAUGGAGUUAUGGCAGGAAGCUUAUAAAGCCAUCGAAGAUAUUCAUGGGCUCAUGAAUCUUUCUAAGAAACCCCCAGUGCCCAAGACUAUGGCUAACUACUAUCAAAAAUUGGCUAUGGUAUUCUGGAAAGCGGGUAACUACCUAUUCCAUGCUGCGGCGCUCUUUAAGCUCCUUCAACUUUCCAGGGAGAUGAAGAAAAACAUGUCACUAGAGGAGCAGCAGCGUAUGGCAAACAGAGUUCUUUUGGCUACUCUGUCUAUUCCUCUGCCUUGCGCACAUCCGGAAUUUGACCGGUUCAUUGAGACUGACAAAAGUCCCUUGGAAAAAGCCCAACGCUUGGCUGUUCUUCUUGGUUUAAAUCAGCCUCCAACAAGAAUUUCACUUCUCAAAGACAUUGUACGUUUGAAUGUUGUGAAUUUGGCAUCUCCACACCUCCAGGAUCUAUACUCUUGGCUAGAAGUUGAAUUUCACCCACUGGAAUUAUGUGGCCGUGUCCAAACAGUCAUUCAAAGUCUCCAAGUAGAUGAGAACAGUCCAUUGGUGCAGUAUGUUCCUGCUUUGCAGGACGUUACAUUGGUACGCCUCGUUCGCCAAAUUUCUCAGGUAUAUCAGACGAUCCAAUUUGCACGUCUGCUUGAUCUUGCAAAGUUCACAACAGACUUCCACUUGGAACGUCUUUUGGUCGAUUGCGUAAGGUACAAUGACAUGCAGGUACGAAUCGAUCAUGGCAAGAAAUGCAUACAUUUUGGAGUUGACUUGUCGGAGGCUCAAAGAGAAGAUCAUCCCGAUGGUCCUGUUCUUCAAGCUAUGCCUUCUGAGCAAAUUCGAUGCCAGCUUGUGAACAUGGCAACGGUCCUACACCGUGCAGUGGCAGUCAUCAACCCUAAUAAAAAGAAACUUGAGCGAGAAAAACUUAGGGCUACUUUGGUUGCUCAUUAUCAUGAAACAAAAGUAAAGGAGCACCAGAGAAUCCUGGGCAGGCAAAAGAUUAUUGAGGAAAGAAAAGAGUAUAUCGAACAUGUGAAUACAGUAAGAGAGGAAGAGGAAAUGCGAAGGCAGGAGGAACUCCAACGGCAGCAAAUGCUUGCGGAACAAAAACGUUUAGAACUUGAACGCGAGGAAAGGGAGCGAAAGCGACAGCAGAGUGAGAUUCAGCAGAUAAAAGAUCGCCAUCUUAAAGAAAAGAUCCAGCAAAUUUCUCAGACUAGUCAUGGUCAAAAAGUGCUCAGGAUAUACCAUGCAGAUGAAAUCAAAAAGUUGGAUGCUGAACAAAUUGCUGCUCGUGAAGCUGAAGAGCUUCAAAAAGAAAGAAGAGAAAUGCAGCAGAAGCUCAAGUCUCAGGAAAAGAAGGUGGAUUAUUUAGAACGAGCUAAACGUAUUGAGGAAAUUCCACUCCUGGAAAAAGCAGUUGAGGAAAAGAACGAACUUGCUAAACAACAAUGGGAACAACAAGAAAAAGAGCGCAUUGCCGCCGCUAUUGAGGAAAGACAACAAGCUGUUGCAACGCGAGAACGUAUGCAUAGGAUGAAAGAAGACCAUGAUACGUUCCUUGAAAAAAUCCUUGCCGAACGCAGGAGCAUUUAUCUUGAAAAACUCAAUGACUGGGAGGCUAUGAUUCGUGCGGAAAAAGCUCAACGACUCUUGGAACGAAAGAUUGAUCGCAAAGAAGAGCGCAGGAUUAAAUGGCUCAGAGAGCGUGUUGAGGCAGCUGAAAGAAAACGAAGAGAAGAGCUGCGCCUUAGGGAAGAAGAGGAACGUAAACGACUUGAAAAAGAGAGACUCGAACGUGAGGAGGAAGAGAGAAUUAUACAAGAGGAGCUACUUGCAAAGCUAGAAAAACAGGCUGAAAUGCGUUUGGCAAAAGAGAUGGAAUUCCAAAACACCUUGAGGGAGAAAAUAGCCAGGGAAAAGGUCGAGACUUGGAGACGUGGCGCAGAUAGAGAUGCAACAUCUGAUCGGGAUGCUAAAGAAGUUCCACGUGAUCGUGACACCACAGAACCAGUCCGUUCUAGAGAUGAAGGACCACCACGUCCCUCAGUCGAUAGCUCAUGGCGUCGAGGUGAUACUUCACGGGACGAAGGAUCCCGUGAUGAACCAGAACGCUCAUGGAUCCAGAGGCGCCGUGAGCCUGAAAGUCGUCGUGAUGAUGACCAUGAGGGUUCAUGGAAACGUCGUGAGCCAGAUAGACGCGAUAACCGAGAUGAUGAUGACAGAUCCAAACGUCGUGAUCCUCCGAAGGAUCUCGAAGAUGGUGAUAGAUGGAAAAAGCGAACGGAUGAUCGUGGCGAAAGAUUCGACAGAAGAGAAGGCGGAAGAGGCGGGUUCGAUAGAAGAGAUGAUCGUGGGGGCAUGGAUCGUGAUCGUGAUCGUGAUCGUGGAGGAAUGGAUCGUGAUCGUGGUGGAAUGGAUCGUGAUCGUGAUCGUGAUCGUGAUCGUGAUCGUGAUCGUGAUUACCGUGAGCGUGACCGUGGACAGGGUGGUGGAAGUUCUUGGCGAGAUGCUCCCCGAGAACCUCCAUCUUCUCGAUCCGAUGCACCACGUGGACGAGAUGACCGCGGUGACAAAGAUCGUUUCAUCAAACGUGAUGGACCGCCGAGAUCAUCGAACAAUCUUGAAUGGCGACGUGGUGACCCAUCUCCACGCGAUUCACCGAGAGAAGUGUUAAAAAGAGAUGACAGGCGUGACGAUAGAGAACGCAAGGAUGACAGACCGCCACCUCGUCGUGAAGAACGAAGAGAGCCACCUCCAGCUGAAAACGAGGGCUGGUCCACGGUAAACCGACGUUAAAAUCCUUGGUAUCCACGAAACAUUGGCACAGACAUUCUGUGGAUGUGAUUUAAGGUUACGCGACACAUUGUUAAUCAUAAUAUUAAUUCUCAUCUGUUGAAAAUCGGUGCGCAAACCUACUACUUGCAUUCAAGCCCCUUCCCCUGCAAUUAUAUCAGAACUAGCUUCGCCGUAACCUACUUCUAGUAGUAUCUUUCAAUCAGGAACUCGUUGAUUAUAGAUUAAUAAUUCAGUCUCGUUAAUGGAUGGUCGCAAUAUUUCUUUUCAUUGUAACGACGCGCAAUACUUAGAAUUAGUGAUCGUCAAUAUAUCGGAAUUUAAUUUAACUUCAAUUCGAUUUAAUUGUCACUUGAGUGAACAUCAGCUAACCGAUUUUCAAUCGGUAGACGUAAUGAUCGACUUAUGGCGAACACUUUCCGGUUGAGCUCAGCCAACGAUUGCUGAGUUUGAAAUAAAUAACAAUAGCGAUUAAUUCUCGUGCGUAUUACCAUUGGAUGUAACCUUUGAAAAACAUGUUACUAACAAAUACUGAACGACUGCUGUGAUGAUCUGACUGACAACAACGCAGAAACUCUACCGCAUAAAAUUCAUUCCUUGUAUACAUUCAGUGCUAAAUUUCAACAAUUACGUGUGAAUAAUGGUUGAGAGUCAUCAGUUUUAUCCAGUAGUGUCGUCGAUCAAGUUCAAGUAAUCAGGUAAUUUUGAACCGAUGUGUUAUUGAAAUUUAUGACACGUCCUCUACAUUGGUUAACCAGAAAGUAGAAAUCUUAACAUGCUUUGAAGGGAAGGGUAGAAUUUAGGAGAAAACCAACCAUCCGACUUGUUUUCACAGCCGAUAUGAUUUCUUUAAUCAGCAAUACGUGAAUUACGAUGGUUAUCAAGUUAAAAAGAAAAACAGAUGAGAUGUGCUGCUAUUUCUUAAUGUAUAUCUUUUAUAUUUUUGUCGAUUCUUAUUUUUUCCUUGUUUUAUCAUAAAUCAUCCUCAUGGCUAUCUGAUAUUGAGAUUGGCACAGAAAUUUUUCAAGGCGGAAACAAAUUUGAUGGUUCCUUUCCUGAAAUUCACUCGUAAAGCCGCAGUUCCCUGCUUUAUCCUGCGGCUGGUCGAGAUAUACAUAUUUUUAUCUUAUCUUUAAAGUUAUUUAUCAUGAAAUGUUGAGAAACUUUAUAUAUUCAUGUAUGAACCGUGUUAACGAAUUCGACACUAUUCGGAUACGUGUUGCCGGAAACGUUGACGCAGUCGUAUGUGUUAAUAAAUUUCUCUUGUAAUCUGAA